Messenger RNA from Stegostoma tigrinum, 1233 nucleotides. RefSeq lists its product as uncharacterized. Gene Ontology annotation, cellular component: cytoplasm. The transcript has 9 exons. Bases 1 to 1233 code for a protein of 410 amino acids. The record is from RefSeq and is a predicted model, not a curated record. Lineage: Eukaryota; Metazoa; Chordata; Chondrichthyes; Orectolobiformes; Stegostomatidae. Gene Ontology annotation, molecular function: ferrous iron binding; ferric iron binding. Gene Ontology annotation, biological process: iron ion transport; intracellular iron ion homeostasis.
AUGGCCUCCCAGAUCAGUCAGAACUAUCACCAGGAUUGUGAAGCUGCUGUCAACAAGCAGAUUAAUGUGGAGCUCACUGCCUCCUAUCUCUAUCAGUCUUUGAUGUCCUACUUUGACCGGGACGAUGUUGCCCUUCCCCAUUUUUCCCGGUUCUUCAAACAUCAGUCCCAGGAGAAGCAGGAACAUGCAGAGAAGCUGCUGAAAUUCCAGAAUCAGCGUGGAGGCGGAGUCCUCCUGCAGGAUGUGAAGAAGCCAGAGAGGGAUGAGUGGGGUAACAGCCUGCAGGCAAUGCAGGUUGCCCUGGAUCUGGAGAAGAAUGUGAACCAGAGUUUGUUGGAUCUACACCAAGUCGCCACUGCCCAGACUGACCCUCAUAUGUCCUACUUUGACCGGGACGACGUUGCCCUCGCCCAUUUCUCCCGGUUCUUCAAAGAUCAGUCCCAGGAGAAGCGGGAACAUGUAGAAAAGCUGCUGAAAUUCCAGAAUCAGCGUGGAGGCCGAGUCCUCCUCCAGGAUGUGAAGAAGCCAGAGAGGGAUGAGUGGGGUAACAGUCUGCAGGCAAUGCAGGUUGCCCUGAAUCUGGAGAAGAAUGUGAACCAGAGUUUGCUGGAUCUACACCAACUCGCCACAGCCCAGACUGACCCUCAUCUGUGUGACUUCCUGGAGACUCACUAUUUGGAUGAGGAGGUGGAGAUCAUCAAGCAACUCGGGGACUACAUCACCAACCUGAAGCGCCUGGGAGCCCCUGAGAAUGGGAUGGGAGAGUACCUGUUUUCAACUGUCACCCAUGUCUUCCAUGGGUCAGCCAAUUCUGAAUCCAAUCUGCCUCAUUUCCCCCGUCGCAUGCCUCCUGACUUUCUGCCCGAGCCUGCCAUGGGCAACCUGAUCAAACGCCUUACUUCAAUCCAUAUGACCUACUUUGACUGGGAUGAUGUGGCCCUCCCCCACUUCUCCCAGUUCUUCAAAGAUCAGUCCCAGAAGCAAUCCAAAGUUUGUCUUCCAAGUGGCUUCAUCAGUGUUUUUGCUGUCUUUCCUUCACCCAUGGGCUCAGCAACUUUCUCUUCCAACGGCUUCUCUCCUCGACCCCACCCUGCCUGCCCCCACCACCUAAAUAACUGGAAGUCUGCCAGCCCUGAGCUGGGGAAAUUCGGCCCAAACUUUCACAACAGUCACAUUCCAGGGAAUCGGCUCCAGAUUCUCUGGGGCUACCUGAUUGAUAGUGGAUGGUCUUGA